This is a messenger RNA of Drosophila miranda, 1108 nucleotides long. RefSeq names its product S-phase kinase-associated protein 1-like. Gene Ontology annotation, biological process: SCF-dependent proteasomal ubiquitin-dependent protein catabolic process. Gene Ontology annotation, cellular component: nucleus; cytoplasm. The record is from RefSeq and is a predicted model, not a curated record. Gene Ontology annotation, molecular function: cullin family protein binding. Bases 1 to 354 code for a protein of 117 amino acids. NCBI's taxonomy places the organism in Eukaryota, Metazoa, Arthropoda, Insecta, Diptera, Drosophilidae. The transcript has a single exon.
AUGCUACGCAAUAUGCUUCAGAGCAGCUGGCUCGUGGACGAUGGCAAGCCCUUUGUGCUCUCGAACAUUACCGGCACCGUUUUGCGCAUGGUGCUGGACUGGAUACAGUACCAUCAGGACGAUCCGCAAGACACAGAGGAUGCGGAGAAGAGCUCGGAGCUGCAGGAAUGGGAUGCGAACUUCGUCAACGUCGACCAGGAUACACUCCACAAGCUGAUUAUGGCAGCCUGUUUUCUGGAAAUCGAGGGUCUGGUGGAUGUGACCUGCAAGGCUGUGGCCAACAGUAUUAAAGGAAAGACUACCGCUGAGCUGCGCGAGAUGUUCAACCUCAACGAGAAGAACGCUUCGGCUUGAGAGGCAAAGAAGCGUGAGGGGAGGACUGCCCCUUAACUUUAUUCAUGUGACAUUCCAAAUACUUGUACCCAAGCCUGAACAGGCAAAACUUCAAUCACACACAACACUGCGACACUUUCGUAUCAAUGGUUUCACAUGAAUAAAUGUUAUAUUAAUUGCUAAUAGUUGUAAUAAAUAAGACUUUGCUAAAUUUACUGCGAAGUGAGAUAGCAUGAUGGACAAAAUGCUAAAGUCUUGCUCGUAACCAUCUCUAAACAAAAUGAUGUUUUCCAGCACAGCCAGCAAGCAAACUUGGCUCUGAAAAUUGCAACAGUCGAUAAUCUCUGCUACCAACUCUCAAUGCAUGCUUUUCCCCACAACGCUAUCUGUGUUUUUGCAACUAUUCGGUUCGCAAAGUCCAAUGAUAUACAGCCGUAAUGCAUUUCAGUUCCCACUUGUCACAAUUUUAAAUAAACCGCGCUUGGACCCAUCGCUCACUGCAAUCGAUAGGGAUGGGGUUUUGGAUGGAGAAUAUUUAAUAUUACAUAAAUGUUGUUAAUAUCCGGAAAAGUAUAAAAGCAACAGUAAAAAAUAUUACGGAAUGUAUACUCGGAAUAGUAAGGGAUUAAAACAGAAUAAAUAGCCAUGCACAUAAAAUCACACUUUAUUCAAUGUAUCGAUACGAACAAUCGAUAUAUUUUGUCACAGCUAACUUUCCAUUGAAGAGAGCCACGAGAAAUUGUGCUUAAAGCAAACAAUUUGCUAAAGAAAACGA